Molecule: messenger RNA, 590 nt
Organism: Nanorana parkeri
Lineage: Eukaryota; Metazoa; Chordata; Amphibia; Anura; Dicroglossidae
Exons: 7
Coding region: 39-590 (183 amino acids)
Source: RefSeq, a predicted model, not a curated record
AGAAAUUCCCUUUAGUAUUGCAGGUGUUCAUUUAAAAGAUGUCCUCUAACAGAUUGUUCUACCUGGCUUUCCAGCUACUUGCUGCUAUUCACACAGGAAUUGCAAUUCAAAAUGGAACUAUAAAAGCUGCUGGAUCCUCACUGUCAUUGGAAACGCAUAUUCAGAAGCCUAUGAGGCAGCUUAACCAUACUGAGUUUCGGAAGCACAAAGGCUUUGGACAGAAGAUUCCUUUUAUUGGGCUCACAAAAACCAGUACACUGGACCAGCACUGCUGUAAGAAUGGAGGGACCUGUAUGUUAGGCAGCUUCUGCGCUUGCCCUAAGCAUUUCUCUGGAAGAUAUUGCAUUGUGGCUCUGUAUCUCAUGGACAUUGGCUGCCCAGAAAGUGCGCUCUAUGCAGAUGCAUUUAUGGAAUUAUGUAUUGCUUUCCAUCUGGGGGCUGUGAUUGAGAGGACCAUGCAAAAAGACAUUCAUGGGAAGUUGGCACAGGACGAAGGACCCUCCCACUACAUAGUCCAGGAAAAAGAUUGGAACCCACAUUUCAGCCAGCACAUGACCAGCACUUCACUGGCAUGGACAGAAAGAGACUGA